Messenger RNA from Drosophila subobscura, 2079 nucleotides. Its product is annotated as ecdysone-induced protein 74EF. The record is from RefSeq and is a predicted model, not a curated record. NCBI's taxonomy places the organism in Eukaryota, Metazoa, Arthropoda, Insecta, Diptera, Drosophilidae. The transcript has a single exon. The coding region runs from base 365 to 1342 and encodes 325 amino acids.
CCGACUCAAACGCGGCAGGACAACGUAACCGAACGAACGCCAAAACACACUCUCCCGAGGCACGAACUACGAAGCAGAGGGAACCACGAAAGGGACACCCGAAAGCAGCUAGCGGCAAAACAGCAAUCGGCGGGCGGCGUCUCUCGCGGACAAAGACCGGCUACAAUAACAAAGGAAGUGGAUCGCGGGGAAGGGUGUCAGCAGUGGGCAGCCAGGAAGCGGAAGAACAGCGGAAGUGCAGCCAUUUGCACUGCCCUCAGCCGCGCCCAGAACGGGGCAACAAGGAAGCGGGCGAAAGGGAUUCAGGAAGCAGACCAAGGAAAUUGCUUUUGGCCAGAAAUUGAAUUGAAUUCGAGCCAUUCCGAUGGGCACUCCUCAUGUUUGCUUUGCGGACGAGCUGCCGCAGUCGCAGCAGCCGAGGCGUAAGGAGAAGGCCUCCUCCAACGGGAGCAACGGGAGCCUGAACAACAACAACCAUUUGGGGAAGAAGUCCAUGUCCGAGCUGGAGGUGUGCUCCUCGCCGGGCAGCAGCCUCAGCGUGUCGCCAGUGCCCCGCUUCGAGCGGAACUUGGGCUUCUUUCGGCAGCUGAGCCGACGCUUCGGCCUGAGGUCGCAGGAUGACCUACUUCAGUCGGAUGACGCAGUCGCCGCCGCUGCAGUGGCAGUUGCAGCCGUGCAGCACCAACAGCAGCAGCAGCAGCAGCAGCAGCAGCAGGAGGAGGAUGCACACAGUUCAUCGACCGACUCGUGCUCCUCGGGGCGUGGCCUGGCCGCACACCAGUCGCGACUGGAGCUGAUGUCCAUGUCGUGCGCCUCCAGCGAGACGAGCAGCACCCUGGACAUUGAGGAGCAGCAGGAGCACCUGCAGCAGCAGCAGCACCAGCGCCAGCAGCUCCAACUGAAGCUGAAGCAAACGAACCGUGCCAGCUUCUCGCGGCUGCAUCGUCGCUCCACAUCCUCGCUGCGCCGCGCCUUCGAGAGCCUCUCGCUGACCUCACGCUCGCUCUCGUGCAGCGGCCCAUCGCCACCGCCGCCACCCCCUCCGGCGGCCGCCACCCACUCGGCAAUGCCACUGAAGUCGGCUCUCAAGUCCGCCUCGAACGUGGAGCUGCACCAGCAGCAGCCGAGCAGCAGGCCGACGGCCGUCUCCAAGUGCGGCAGUGGCGGCUCCUGCACCGCCGCAACGUCGGUGUCGGGGGGCAAGAGCGGGGGCAAGGGUAAGCCGCCGCCACAGAGAAUUCUGCGGCAGCCCGUCUCCUACACAUAUCUGAAGGGCAUGUCCGGCCUGCCCACCCAGCGGGUGCCGCGCAGCUCCGUCUGCUGUCAGUAUGCGAGGCGCUAGAAGGAAUUAGAAGGUUCUCGAGUCGCAUUGCUCCACAUCCCCAUUGCCUCCCCCUCUUUCACCCGAAUUCAUUUCAAAAUCUGUGAUACAACAAGCCUUCCCCUACUCCCACCCUCCCCCCUCCUAACCACCCCAUCCAUCAUAUCCGAAAGUCUUCACCAAACAAACGAAAAAAGGGAAACCAAACCACAAGAAUUGAAAUGAGAAAUGAGAAAAUUUUAUAAAAAUUUGAAUAACUUUUGCACUUGGAAAACGAAAACCAAAAAAAACCAAAACAUAUAUAAAAUAUAUACAAGAAGAAGAAUUAUUAAGUAGAGAGUAGAUGCAUUCGUCAUAACUCACAUUUAUCCGCUUGAUUCUAGGUCUAAAGAUCAUUCCACACACGCAUACCAAAGACUGUAAAAGAUGAAUUAAACUUUUCAUUUCAUUCCGCAGUUGUAGAUUUCCUUUAGACGUAUAAAUUCCUAAACGAUUCGUGCCUUUAUCGGAAAAGUCAAAGCAAAAGAAAAGAGGAUUAAAGUGAAGCAAAUCUUUUCUUUCGCAUGAGAGAAAUUCGUAUGAUAAGUUAAGUGUAGAUUUUCCUUAGUGAAUGUUAAAUGGGAUCAACAAUUCGUCGUCAGGCAUUUAUCUAUGUUCCGAAAACACACACACAAAACAAAACAAACCCUAACUUUAGCCUUAACUUUAACUUGAACUUUAACUUGAAUUAUUUACAUUAAGAACUUGUUCCAUUCCAA